GUAUUUGACCCUUAGCCUUGUUGAAGAGUCUCCAAAUAAAAAAAUGUCAAAAAAAAUGCAAAAGAACUUGUCCCUCUACUUAUUUAGCACGCACUUAGCCGAUUGCUGAUCUGCUAGUUUGACAAAACCUCAGGUAAUCUAAAUAGAUUGAUGUACCGUAAGACCGCCUCCGCAUUAAAGGUCUGCAAAACCUGGGUUUGUGAUACAAAAACACUGGGAAACACUUCUCUUGAGCUGCAACAUCAACGCCGCCAUUGCUUCUCUUCUCUAUCUCAACCUGGUCCAAACGCAUCCCCAAAGGUUCCGAAAAUGGGUGAUAAUAGUAGCAGUCACGUUACUCGUGUUCUUUUUUGCGGGCCUCACUUUCCCGCUUCUCACAAUUAUACCAGAGAAUAUUUGCAAUGCUAUCCAUUUGUUCAGGUUGAUGACGUUCCACUUGAAAGUGUGGCUGCUGUGAUUGGUGACUAUGAAAUUUGUGUGGUUAAAAACUUCCGGAUGAACUCUGAUGUCCUCUCCCAUGCAAAGAGCAUGAAGCUCAUAAUGCAAUUUGGAGUUGGGCUAGAAGGUGUUGACAUUAAUGCUGCCACAAAGCAUGGCAUUAAGGUUGCCAGAAUUCCAGGUGGUGCAACUGGAAAUGCUGCUUCAUGUGCUGAAAUGGCCAUAUAUCUCAUCUUGGGCCUCCUGCGUAAGCAACAUCAAUUGAAAAUUUCUGUGGAGCAGAAAAAGCUUGGGGAGCCAAUUGGUGACAAUCUGCAAGGGAAAACAGUGUUUAUCCUGGGGUUUGGAAAUAUCGGGAUACAUUUGGCGAAGCGUCUACGUCCAUUUGAUGUGAAAAUACUUGCUACCAAACGGAGUUGGGGCAGGCUUGCACAGGACUCAAGCAAAUCUGAGGCACCGCCUGUUGAGAAUGACUGCUAUGCUGACCUGGUUGAUGAGAGGGGAAGCCAUGCUGAUAUCUUGAAGUUCGCAAGCAAAGCUGAUAUUGUUGUAUGUUGCUUAGCCAUGAACAGUGAAACUGCUGGCAUCGUGAACAAUGAUUUUAUAUCUGUCAUGAGAAAGGACCGCAAAACGGGACAAACAAUUGUCAUAGGAUAUGAAUCACAGGGCCUUUACCAUCUUACCUCUUCAAAUUCUUUCAUAGCAUGCUCCACUAUAGAUCCUCCCGACCUUAUUCACAAACGUUUAGAACAUCCGAGUCUAUCCAAGCUACAAAAAAUGGUGCCUAGUUUGUCUAGUCUAUCCACAUUAGAUUGUGAGUCGUGUCAACUUGGGAAACACACCCGUGCUACAUUUUCACGUAGUAUUGAGUCACUCAGAGUCUAUUUUCUCAUUAGUUCAUUAUGAUAUUUGGGGUCCUAGUAGAGUCAGUUCACCCGUAGGAUUUCGUUACUUUGUUACUUUCAUCGAUGAUUUUUCAAGAUGUACUUGGGUUUAAUUGAUGAAAGAUCGUUCCGAGUUACUCUAUAUUCAAAGGUUUUUGUAAUGAAAUACAAAAUCAAUUUGGUGUUUCAAGUCGUGUUUUUCAUAGUGAUAAUACCUUAGAAUACUUAUCCUCCUAGAUUAAUAGAAUGCCAUCAUCUUCGAUCCAGAAUUAGGUUCCCCAUUUCAACUAUAUCCUCAGUCACAUCCCUGCUCUAUCCCUCCUCAUGUUUUUUGGAGCACAUGUUUUGUUCAUAACUUAGCCCCAGGAAAAGAUAAAUUAGCCCCUCGUGCUCUCAAAUAUGUCUUCCUUGGUUACUUUUGAGUGUAAAAAGGGUAUCGACGCUAUUUACCUGAUCUGGGUUGUUACGUCCACUGAUGUCACAUUCUUUGAAUCUCAACCUUACUAUACAUCUUUUGAUCAUCUUAAUCUCUGAGGUUUUACCCAUACCUCCAGCAAUCUUUGAGGAAUCUACGGUUACUUCUCCAUCUCCAGCUACAGUGCCACCAUUUUUUACUUAUCACCACCGCCCACGUCCACCAUCAGUCCCAGAUGAUUUAUGUCAUACACCUGACGCUUCCCCUACUGUGGACUUGUCUUCUUCUAGCCAAUCAGUUGCACUUCAAAAUGGUAUAUGAUUCACUCGUAAUACUAACCGACAUUAUACUUUCUUGAGUUAUCAUCGUUUUUCAUCACCCCAUUAUGCUUUUGUAUCAUCUUUGUCCUCUAUUUCCAUUCCUAAGACUAUAGGUGAAGCACUUUCCUAUUCAGGAUGGAAACAAGCUAUGAUUGAUGAGAUGUCUGCUUUACAUACUAGUAGUACUUGGGAGCUUGUAUCCCUUCCUGACUAUCUGAACCAUCAACCUGACCAUCUGAACCAACUAUGAUUGAUGAGAUGUCUGCUUUACAUACUAGUAGUACUUGGAAGCUUGUUUCCCUUCCUGUAGGUAAAUCUACUGUUGGUUGCCAUUGAAUUUAUACAGUCAAAGUUGGUUCAGAUGGUCAGGUUAAUCAGCUGAAAGCUCGCCUUGUUGCCAAAGGAUGUACACAGAUAUUUGGGCUUGAUUAUAGUGACACUUUCUCUCCUGUGGCUCAAAUAGCAUCAAUCCGUCUUUUUCUCUAUGGUUGUCGUUCGUCAUUGGCCUCUUUAUCAGUUGGACAUUAAGAAUAUUUUUCUGCAUGGUGAUCUUGAGGAAGAAGUCUAUCUGGAGCAACCACCCGGUUUUGUUGCUCAGGAGAGUCUAGUAGCCUUGUAUGUCGAUUGCACAAGUCACUCUAUGGUUUGAAACAGUCCCCUCGAUCCUAGUUCGGAAAGUUUAGCACAGUGAUUCAGAAGUUUGGCAUGAUUCGUAGUGGAGCUGAUCAUUCAGUGUUUUAUUGUCAUUCUGAAGAUUUAUUUAGUGGUUUAUGUUGACGAUAUUGUUAUCACUGGCAAUGAUCAAGAUGGUAUCACUAACUUGAAGCAACAUCUCUUUCAGCAUUUCCAGACUAAAGACCAAGACCUUGGCAGACUGAAAUACUUUAUAGGUAUUGAGGUUACUCAGUCCAAAUCAGGUACUGUUAUUUCUCAACACAAGUAUGCUUUAGACAUUCUUGAGGAGACAGGAAUAAUGGAAUGUCGACCCAUUGACACUCCUAUGGAUCCAAAUGCUAAACUUCUGCCAGGACAGGGGGAGCUACUCAGAAGGUAUAGGUGGUUGGUUGGAAAGUUGAAUUAUCUCACAGUGACUAGACCUGACAUUUCUUUUCCGGUGAGUGUUGUAAUUCAGUUUAUGACUGCCCCCUGUGACAGUUGUUGGGAUGCAGUUGUUCGAAUUUUGCGAUAUAUAAAGUUAACUCCAGGUAAAGGACUACUCUUCGAGGAUCGAGGCCAUGAACAUAUCGUUGGAUAUACAGAUGUUGAUUGGGCAGGAUCACCCUCUGAUAGACGUUCUACAUCUGAAUAUUGUGUUUUAGUAAGAAGUAAUUUGGUGUCCUGGAAGAGUAAGAAAUAGAGUGUGGUUGCUCAAUAUAUUGCCCGAAGCAGAAUAUCGAGCAAUGGCUACAGCAACUUGCGAGCUGGUUUGGGUCAAAUAAUUGCUGAGAGAACUAAAAUUUGGAGAAAUUGGUAAGAUGGAACUUGUAUGUGAUAAUCAAGCAGCCCUUUAUAUUGCAUCUAAUCCAGUGUUUCAUGAGAGGAUCAAGCACAUAGAGAAUGAUCGUCACUUUGUUAGAGAAAAAAUACUCUCGGGAGAUAUUGUUACAAAAUUUGUAAAGUCAAGUGAUCAACUUAUAGAUAUCUUCACCAAGUCCCUCACCAGUCCUCGUAUUAAUCAUAUUUGUAACAAGCUUGGUACAUAUGACUUGAAUGCACCAGCUUGAGGGGGGAGUAGUGUUAGAAUAUGAAUAGGAAUAGGAAUAAUAGUUUUUUUCUCCAUUAUUACUCACAUUGGGGAACUUGACAACAUGAUUUGGGAACUGUUCAGCAGCCCAUCUUUUUUCCGGGUUCAGUUGGGAAUUCAUUAGCCAUGAAUUGUAUAACGGCAUGUUUCAUGGGUAAAUUUUGGGGAACUUGACAACUUGAUUUGGGAACUGUUCAGCAGCCCAUCUUUUGGCCGGGUGCAGUUGCGCAUUCAAUAGCCAUGAAUUGUAUAUCUCCAACCCAACCUAUUGAUAACUAGGCAGGUUGGGAGGGUUACACUAUAAUACAUCAAAUUUUCUACCCCUAGGUAGAAUCUGCCAGGUUUUGGGUUUGGUAGAAAAUGUACCGGCAUCCCUUUUUCUCCUUUCAUAGGUGUUCAUUUGUCUGGGCAUGUAUCCCAUUAUUCCCCUUGUACAAUGCCAGCCAGUUGCUUUGAUUAAUUGUUGUCGGUAUGUGUGUGUUUGUGUGUUUUGCUAAUACAUGGUUAUGCACCAACACAUACUUAUAUUUCCAUAAUAAUUACAUUUCAUAUUCUAGAAUUUGUUCUUUAGAGCUCACAAGUGUUUGGUGUGUAUUUGCAACCCUAGGACAGAGUUAUGAGACAUUCACAAAUAGGUGUAUCUUUGGUGUGUACUUGCAACCCUAGGACAGAAUUGCUGAUGAGACAUUCAUAAAUAGGCGUAUCUUAAGUGAGAUGCAUUGCCAAUAUUUGGGCAUUUCACUUUCUUCUCAUAUUAAUCAGGCAUGUUCCAUCUAAAAUUGGAUUGUAUACUUCAAUUUUAGAAAGCUGGACUGUUUGAAUGAGUUCUCCUUGUUAAAGGAUUUCUUCUUAGUUUUGAGACCUCUCGAUCAUGGAGAACUCCAUGAGAUCCGUCUUAGGCCAGCAUAAUGAAA
Capsicum annuum is the source of this 4715-nucleotide messenger RNA. Its product is annotated as glyoxylate/hydroxypyruvate reductase HPR3. The coding region runs from base 151 to 1344 and encodes 397 amino acids. The transcript is spliced from 9 exons. Lineage: Eukaryota; Viridiplantae; Streptophyta; Magnoliopsida; Solanales; Solanaceae. Gene Ontology annotation, molecular function: NAD binding; phosphoglycerate dehydrogenase activity. The record is from RefSeq and is a predicted model, not a curated record.